Messenger RNA from Glycine soja, 1468 nucleotides. RefSeq names its product 12-oxophytodienoate reductase 3-like. Lineage: Eukaryota; Viridiplantae; Streptophyta; Magnoliopsida; Fabales; Fabaceae. The coding region runs from base 39 to 1184 and encodes 381 amino acids. Gene Ontology annotation, cellular component: peroxisome. The record is from RefSeq and is a predicted model, not a curated record. The transcript is spliced from 4 exons. Gene Ontology annotation, molecular function: oxidoreductase activity; FMN binding. Gene Ontology annotation, biological process: jasmonic acid biosynthetic process; oxylipin biosynthetic process.
UGAUUGCAUAAUUCAACAUAUCAAUCGACACUAGAACAAUGGCAGAUAACUCCAUUACCUUAUUUUCUCCAUACAAGAUGGGGAAAUUCAACCUCUCUCAUAGGGUGGUAUUGGCUCCCAUGACCAGAUGCAGAGCCCUCAAUGGGAUUCCAUUGCCAGCGCAUGCUCAAUACUAUACUCAAAGAUCAACACUAGGUGGAUUCCUCAUCACUGAAGGCACCUUGAUCUCUCCCACUUCUUCUGGAUUUCCUCAUGUUCCCGGGAUAUAUUCAGAUGAACAAGUAGAGGCAUGGAGAAAUGUAGUGGACGCCGUGCAUGCCAAAGGCAGCAUUAUCUUCUGUCAACUCUGGCAUGUUGGCCGUGCUUCACAUCCAGUGUAUCAGCCUGGUGGGGCUGCACCCAUUUCGUCCACCAGCAAACCCAUAUCAGACAAGUGGAAAAUUCUGAUGCCCGAUGGCUCCCAUGGCUUCUACCCAGAGCCUCAUGCUCUUACCACCUCUGAGAUAUCUGAAAUAGUGCACCAUUAUCGCCAAGCAGCUAUUAAUGCAAUUCGAGCAGGUUUUGAUGGAAUCGAGAUUCAUGGAGCACAUGGGUAUCUCAUUGAUCAAUUCUUGAAGGAUGCAAUCAAUGAUAGAACAGAUGAAUAUGGUGGAUCACUAGAAAACCGGUGCAGGUUCUUAACGCAGGUGGUUGAAGCUAUUGUCUCUGCAAUUGGAGCGGAAAGAGUUGGUCUCAGAAUUUCACCAGCAAUUGAUUUCAAUGAUGGCUUUGACUCUGACCCACUUGGGCUAGGCUUAGCAGUGAUUGAGAGACUCAACAAUUUGCAGAAACAAGUGAGCACAAAACUCGCUUAUCUUCAUGUUACUCAGCCUCGGUUCACACUCUUGGCGCAAACCGGGUCAGUGAGUGAAAAGGAAGAAGCUCAUUUGAUGGAGAAAUGGAGAGAGGCUUAUGAGGGAACAUUGAUGUGUAGUGGUGCUUUCACUAGGGACUCAGGAAUGGAAGCUGUUGCUCAAGGCCAUGCUGACUUGGUUUCCUAUGGUCGUCUUUUCAUCUCCAAUCCAGACUUGGUUUUAAGGCUCAAGCUUCAUGCACCUCUCACAAAGUAUAACAGGAACACAUUUUACACUCAAGAUCCUGUUAUAGGCUACACGGAUUAUCCUUUCCUCAACGGAACAACCUAAACAAAUUAAGUAACUAUCUAAGUGCACGUACGCCCUUAAUUUUAAAUUUUUAAUGUCCAUUUGGCUUUCUAUAUAAUGUUCAUAACAUCCAAAACUCUUUAGUUGAGUUUAAGAGAAGCAAAUCAGGUGACUCGUAUACUUGUUAGGAUGUUUAGAUCUUAUGCCAGUAUGCACAUUUUAAUUUCAUUCCUAUUUGUAUUCGGUAUUUCAUUUAGAAUAAAAUAACAUAAGCUAUUUGCCCUGAAAAAAAUGAUAAUAAUGAGAACUCUCUUGUUUGAUCUACA